Molecule: messenger RNA, 1741 nt
Organism: Pyrus x bretschneideri (Chinese white pear)
Lineage: Eukaryota; Viridiplantae; Streptophyta; Magnoliopsida; Rosales; Rosaceae
Product: protein DETOXIFICATION 19
Exons: 8
Coding region: 329-1660 (443 amino acids)
Biological process (GO): xenobiotic detoxification by transmembrane export across the plasma membrane
Cellular component (GO): membrane
Molecular function (GO): antiporter activity; xenobiotic transmembrane transporter activity
Source: RefSeq, a predicted model, not a curated record
UUAAUUUCUACGACAAUAUUCAGACUAUAUAUAUGCCUCAUUUGCCAUAUAAAUUUCUCAGACUUUGUCGUUGUGUCAUUGACCUCCUCCUCCUCACAACUCAGCCGUUUAAUUUACUAGUUUUAACUUUAUAGUAGAUAUCUAUCAUUGAUCUUCUAGGUUGCGGAAAAGAUGAUUGCUGAAGGCAGGUGGGAAUGGAGAAGAAGGAUCAAAGGGAAGGUGGUGGAACAAACUGGUAGACGUUGAGGAGGCUAAAAAACAGAUUUUCUUUUCAUUGCCAACAAUCCUCACCAAUGUGUUCUUUUCCUUGAUCCCAUUGGUCUCGGUCAUGUUUGCUGGCCACCUUGGUGAGCUUCAGUUAGCCGGCGCAACCCUAGCCAAUUCAUGGGCCAAUGUUACUGGUUUUGCGUUCGUGGUUGGGCUGAGUGGAGCUCUUGAAACACUUUGCGGGCAAGGCUUUGGUGCAAAAUUGUAUAGAAUGUUGGGAAUUUAUCUACAAGCUUCUUGCAUCAUAUCAACCCUCUUCUGUUUCUUGAUAUCUAUAAUCUGGCUCUAUACAGAGCCUAUACUAAUUUUACUUCACCAAGAUCCUCAAAUUUCAAAAUCUGCUGCACUUUUUUUGAAAUUUUUGAUCCCCGGAUUAUUCGCUUAUGCUUUCCUGCAAAACAUGUUGAGAUUUCUUCAGACACAAUCUAUAUAUGUAAUGCCAAUGGUCUUCUCAGUGAUUGUCAUUGUUAUUCAUAUUGGCAUCACAUAUGGUUUUGUGCAUUGGACAACUCUUGGUUUUAAGGGAGCUCCACUAGCAGCUUCAGUUUCUCUAUGGAUAUCUGUUCUCAUGCUGGCUUUCACUGUUACUUGUACAAAGAGCUUUGAGAGCACAUGGGAAGGAUUUUCAUUCGAAUCUUUCGAUUAUGUCCUCACAGGCUUGAAACUGGCCCUUCCCUCAGCAACAAUGGAAUGUUUGGAGGAAUGGGCUUUUGAGAUUCUGGUGUUCAUGGGAGGAUUGAUGCCAAACCCAGCAAAAAACACUUCACUGCUUGCAAUGUGUGUGAAUACGCAAGAAAUUGGUUACAUGGUUACAUAUGGCCUCAGUGCCGCUGCCAGCACAAGAGUUUCAAAUGAAUUAGGAGCAGGCAAUCCGGACAGAGCUAAGAAUGCAAUGGUUGUCAAUCUUAAGCUCUCUGUGCUUCUUUCUUUUGCAAUUAUUCUGGCUCUUGUGUGUGGUCACAACAUUUGGGCUGGCUUCUUCAUUGACAGCAACGCGAAUUACGCAGUACUGAAAGAGGACUUUGCAUCAAUGACGCCAUUGCUUGCAAUUUCAAUAAUAGUUGAUUCUGUUCAAGGUGUCUUUUCAGGUGUGGCUAGAGGAUGUGGGUGGCAACACUUAGUUGUGUAUGUAAACUUGGCAACGUUUUAUUUCGUUGGUAUGACAAUUGCUGGUCUACUUGGAUUUAAGUUCAAACUUUAUGCCAAGGGCUUGUGGAUUGGUAUAAUCUGUGGUCUCUCCUGCCAAGCAAGCACGCUUUUGAUGAUUACAGUGCUCAAGAAAUGGACUCAAUCAGAUUUACUUAAAAAUCCAGAGCAGGAAGCACCAGUUUUGGUCUCAAUUGAUGUUACCGAAAGAAAUACAAACAUAGACCACUUGGGAAAAUCUAGUUGAUGCUUAUGUCCAAUUAAUAUCGUAAUAAUACAUGGAUUUGCAGAAACAAGAAACCAUAUUUCUCAAAUAAAUCUCAAGUGU